CUGGCUGAGGAUGAUUUUACGAUGCCGACCAUUUCCCCAAGCACAUUUUGUCGCCACAGCGUAGCAGAGACACGGUCAGUCAAGUAAAAAAAGAAACGCACGUAACCAGGCAGAUAUCAAACACAGAAAAAACGGAGAGGUUCCCAGGAAAGGAAACAGCGCUGCCCCAUUGUAAUAUCUCCGAACAUCAGUGGAAUUGGGCUGAAAUCUCCAGGACAAGUGCGUUUGAAAUUCAAGAUCUGGAGCCCUCCUUCACUGAACGCACGCGGGCCAAAGAGAAUCUGAUAUUUGUUAAAAGAUGGAGCCUGCUGAGUCAGAGAUGAACAUAUUAUCCAAUGGAAAAUCCCAUGAUCUUGGAGAUGACAUGGGUGUGCCAAUGAAGACGUUGUUAGCAGAAGAUCAAAAUGGUACAGAAACUCUCAGGUUUGAUGACCCUGAAGGUGCGCUUGAGAGCGAGGAGUUCUUACCCAACACACAUGGGAAGAAACCCACACGUUUCACAGAUUUUGAAGGAAAGACCUCCUUCGGGAUGUCGGUCUUCAACCUUGGCAAUGCGAUCAUGGGCAGUGGCAUCCUAGGAUUGGCUUACGCCAUGGCCAACACUGGCAUACUUCUCUUCUUGUUUCUUCUGACUGGAGUUGCAGCCUUGUCAUUAUACUCCAUCCAUCUGCUGCUCAAAUCUUCUGGCAUCGUGGGUAUUCGUUCUUAUGAACAGCUGGGCUACAGGGCCUUUGGUACUCCUGGAAAAAUGGCUGCUGGCAUCGCAAUCACCCUGCAGAACAUUGGAGCUAUGUCCAGCUACCUGUACAUUGUCAAAUCAGAGCUGCCGCUGGUCAUCCAGGCUUUCCUGAAGGCGGACCCCAACUCUGAUCUGUGGUACUUGAAUGGAAACUACCUGGUCAUCAUGGUCUCUACCAGUGUCAUCCUGCCCCUAGCUCUGAUGAAACAGCUCGGUUACCUUGGUUACGCAAGCGGCUUUUCUCUCAGCUGCAUGGUGUUCUUUCUGUCUGCUGUUAUCUAUAAGAAGUUUCAGAUCCCUUGCCCGUUUGAGGAGUUCUCAGCCAACAGCACCGCUGCACACCUCGACCUGAAUGACUCCAACCUGGUCCAUGACUACAGCGACGGCUUGCCACAUGAAGACAAGGACUCGCAUUGCAACCCACGCAUGUUCACAAUCAACUCACAGACGGCGUACACAAUCCCGAUCUUGGCUUUUGCCUUCGUUUGCCACCCUGAGGUUUUGCCCAUCUACACCGAGCUACGCAAUCCGUCAAAGAAAAAGAUGCAAAAGGUUUCCAACAUCUCCAUCCUUCUCAUGUACACCAUGUACUUUCUGGCUGCUCUCUUUGGCUACCUGACUUUUUAUGGUAAGGUGGAGCCGGAGCUGUUGCACACGUACAGCCGCAUCGAUCCCUAUGACGUUUUGAUCCUGUGUGUCCGAGUGGCUGUCCUCACCGCUGUGACGCUGACCGUGCCAAUUGUGUUGUUCCCUGUGCGCAGAGCCAUCCAGGAGAUGUUAUUUCCCAGCAAGUCUUUCAACUGGUUACGUCAUGUCGGCAUCGCCUUCGUUCUGCUCGCCUUCAUCAACAUGCUGGUGAUAUUUGCUCCCAACAUUCUGGGCAUCUUUGGCAUCAUUGGUGCCACAUCAGCUCCCUGCCUCAUUUUCAUUUUCCCCGCUGUCUUCUACAUCCGCAUCGUUCCCAAAGAGGACGAACCCAUGACCUCCACUUCAAAAAUACUGGCUUCGUGUUUUGCUGCUCUGGGAGUCUUCUUCAUGGUGAUGAGUCUGAGCUUCAUUAUCAUCGACUGGACGUCAGGGAGCGGCCUGGCUGCUGGAGCUCACUAACAGCUGCUUCAGUUUGUGUGUGCAGUGUUUGGAAAAGGGUUGUUCGGUAUGUUCGUUAGAAAGGGAGUGCUCACACGUCACCGGCUGUCCAGCACAGAGUCUGGGUCUGCCACGAUUCAAAAUACACACAAUAAUAAAUGCUACGUUGGAAGGCAGAUACCCGAACAAAAAUCUUCUAUUUGCUGCAAUUUCUAAUUUAUUUAUUUUUUAUAUUACAGAGAGUUUUCUAAUACAGUUUGUUAAAAUUACACCACAAAAUCAACCCGGGAGGAUGAAAUGGUUGUCUCCUGCUUCUAAGGCUUUGCUUUCACGCUAAUAACUGCAGCUGGUUCUGUGUAGGUAAAUAAAAACAAAAGCUAUUUUAAAUGUUCUAAAUGAGACGCACAAAGAGAAGCGGUCAGGUAGAACCAGAAUCAGUAUGAACUGCUCAUCAUCAUCAUGUGGAAUAAGUCUUUGAAGUGCUCUAAGACUUUUGAAGUGACAUGACAUUUUUACUUUACUGUAAGGUUUCCAAAUGAAUUAAAACUGCUGUGCCUUUUAUCAUUUGCAGUGGCACAAAAACAAAUAAAUAGUGUAUAUUUAUUUAGUUAACAAAUAUCUCCUUUCUGAUUUCAGAUGAUCUAUAUUUAACUGCUGUCUUUGAUUACGUCCAGAAAAUCAAUGCAUUACACUUUGUUUUCUUUUAUGGUGACAAAAACUGACAAUGUUUAUUAAUAAUUUAGACAUUUUAAACUUUCUCCUAUUACAUCUCUACCCCAAACAUACUGUGAUUUUCUAUCAUAAUCUUACAGUCGAUUACGCCGAUCCUGUUAGUUCAAUAGUAUGUUUUGGCAAUCUAUCCUAGGCAUCCCUGGUAAAGAGGUGCAAACAGACUUGAAAUAAUUUUCUAUCAUAAAAAAAUAACACAAAUCUGAUUGACUUGAUUUACAUGUUUGUUUUUUCCUCCCCAUAUGGAAGAGUAACUGGUACAAACAUGGCCUCUGUGUCAUACUCCAGAGAAACAGGAAGAAAUUGAUUACAAAUGAAGCGUUACUUAAAAAUCUGAUCAAGAUUAAAAGUAAUAAUGUUGCUUAAUUUACAUUCAUUUUAGACGGGUUGAAAGUGAUAAAUGUUUUAAAAUACAAAUAACUACAUAAUCUGGUUUAUCCUCAUUUAAUAAACAUGAUCAAAUUCAUUUAUUUUUAUGUAUUUUUAUCGAUUCUACUAAAAAACAAUGAAUAUAAUUCUGAUUUUUUAUACAAAUAUUUAUCAGGACUGGAGUCAAUGGAGUCAAUAAACUACUGGUGCUAUUGUCUGAACAUUAACAUAAUCCAAAUUCACAAAAGUCCCUUUUCCAAUAACGUUCAAAUGGUCCAACAAAUACUCUAACUUUCUGUAUUAUCUAUCUAUCUAAACUCAUACUUCAGAGCAUUGUACAUAUCUUAGAGUAAUUUAACCAAACCUUACUGCAUGUUUAUACACCACAAAGUAAAAGUGCUGAUUUAAAUAGUGCCUGGUCUGCAGCAGAUACACUGACAAAGUGUCGUGCCUUUGUGACACAGCUGCAGAGUUUUUAAUGGUUCUGGUUUAACGAGCUUUUAAAGUGCUUGGAUCUGAAUUUACUGCCUUGCAUGAUGUAGUAAUGUACAUUUAGCAACUUUUAUUGCCUGUGCUGUAGAAUGAUUAAAACUCAAAAAACUGCUAUUGUUAUGAUGUUGCAAAAUGUACGUAUUUGACCAAAUACCUCCCGAAAUGGUUUUCAGAGAAACUCUGAACCCACAAUGGCAUGACUAAAUAUCCUAAAUACUAAAAUUCAGGUUUACAGAAAAGCUUCUAAUGGAUUACAAACCAAAAAUAUGUUACAGUGUUAACGAGGCGAGGUUUUAUCGUCCAUGUAUGUUAAAAUAUAACAUGUGUUUCCAAAGAGUUUUUAGUCCUUUACAUGUCAGUUUUUUUUAAUGGAAAGUUGUAUCAUGAAUCUUGUAAUAUAAAUAAUCUAUUUUGGAUAAAUAUAGCAGAUGAAGCUCUUACUUGCUCAGUAGUUUUUUAUUGAGAUAAAAGUUGAAUAAACAAGAUUCACAAGAAUACUAUUCACAAAUACAUAUUUUAAAGUCUUUAUUUCCGUUAGUCAUGAUGGUUCCACUGAUGGCUAAUGAAAAUAUUAAAGUUAAGAUUAGAAUAUUAUCUAUAAAAGAUCAAUAAAAAACAUUUUAAUACAGAAAUGUAGGCUUUAUGAGAGGUAUGUUUAAUGCAUGCUGGAAGGUUGUUUUCAAAAGGUACUUUUAAUCUGACAAACAAAUAUGACUGAAUAAGACACUAACUGUCUCUACACAGACUUUUGAAACUGAUUCACACAGCUUUUCUUAUGUGCCUCUCUUAACAGGAUGUCUAUUUUUUGCCUUUCCUGUAGAUGUUAUGAUGCAAUUGCCUUUUAGCAUUGUCCUGUUUUAACAUUUUAUUAGUCCGCUGUGCCAUCAAUAACAACAGACUACCUACUGUAUUGAAAUGCCUUUAAAUUAGUUUCACCGUUUCAGCUCUAGUCUGUGUUGUAGUAAAAAUCCUUUGUAUGUAAACCACUUUGUGUGAGAUGUUAUGCUUCAGCAUGAUAAACAAAUCAACAAGGCAGAACUUUAUAUAAAUAAUGUAUAUAGAUGUAAACAUUUUAUAUUUGUGAUGCUUAUUUACAGUAGCUUGUAAAGUGUAAAUAGUUGGGACAGUUUUUAGUUAGGAAAAAAAUAAAAUAAUUGUACAUGUUUUUA
Poecilia reticulata (guppy) is the source of this 4584-nucleotide messenger RNA. RefSeq names its product solute carrier family 38 member 3b (gene slc38a3b). Gene Ontology annotation, cellular component: plasma membrane. NCBI's taxonomy places the organism in Eukaryota, Metazoa, Chordata, Actinopteri, Cyprinodontiformes, Poeciliidae. The record is from RefSeq and is a predicted model, not a curated record. Gene Ontology annotation, biological process: histidine transport; amino acid transmembrane transport; asparagine transport. Gene Ontology annotation, molecular function: L-asparagine transmembrane transporter activity; L-histidine transmembrane transporter activity; L-glutamine transmembrane transporter activity.